AUGCAUGAUCUUGUGCACGAUCUUGCAGAAGAUGUUUCUGGGGAUAAUGAAUUGGUAUCUCUCAAGGCAAGUGAGUUGGAAGAUGUUUCUGAAGUUCGGCGAUUACGGUUAGAACUGGAUAAAGAAAUAUCAGCAACAUCUUUAAAAAGCUUAAGUAUUGCAAAGAAGUUGCAGUUGCGUCAUUUGAGUUUUAAGCAGAAACACUUGAGGUACCUUCACCUUUGUUGUCUUGAUCUAAGUGAAGUCAAUUAUGAUCAGUCCAUCAGUAAGCUUUAUAAUCUAGAGACGUUGGUACUGACCAAAAUGGAUAUUCGUGUUCAAAAUCUUCUUCAAAACAUUCAAUCUCUAAAGAAAUUAAGACAUCUUGAAGUUUCUUUCACGUAUAUGGAAGAAUUACCUGAUUCUGUCACAAGUCUUUCUAAUUUACAAACGUUGGAUCUCAAUAAUUGCGAAUUAAAAGCAUUACCUGAGUCAGCCACUGGUUUAAAGAAUCUAAAACUUCUUGAUAUUUCUUUUAACCCUAUUGAAGAACUUCCUGCGUUCAUCAUUAACCUUCACAACUCCUGCCAGCUUCUUAACCAUCCGCUCAAGCUGUUCUAG
Messenger RNA from Papaver somniferum (opium poppy), 600 nucleotides. RefSeq names its product putative disease resistance protein At3g14460. NCBI's taxonomy places the organism in Eukaryota, Viridiplantae, Streptophyta, Magnoliopsida, Ranunculales, Papaveraceae. The transcript has 2 exons. Gene Ontology annotation, molecular function: protein binding. The coding region runs from base 1 to 600 and encodes 199 amino acids. The record is from RefSeq and is a predicted model, not a curated record.